AUGUCGAGCUUGCUUCCCGUCCAAGUCUACGGACUCAAGGUCCCAGCUGGCGAUGUGAUGAUCCCAGCGAUCGCUGACUUUCCUGCCACUUUUCGUAUUACGAUGGCUGCCAUCGAUCCAAGCGCUUCGCCUGCACACACCGGUACUGUCAAUGGUGACACGAAAUCAAGAGCAACCUUGAAGCUCGUUUACGAUGCCAAUCCUGGACAGGAUUCAGACUCUGAUGAAGGGUCGGAUGAGGAAGAAGAAUACCUAAAAGCGUUAUUGGCAGGUCAUGAGUCUGACGAUGAGGAUGAAGACGAUGAAUCUUCAAGCGACGACGAGGAAAAGAACGGGGGUCCAAGCGAUCCAUCGAAGACUAAGAAGGCGCGAAAAGAAGCUGCUCUGCUACAAAUGAUGGGAGCUCUAGCGGAAGGUCAAAAUGAUAGCGAGAACGAGAUGGAGUUGGACGAGUCUCCCCUGUUGAAUGGGCUGACUAAGAACUCGAAAGCAAACAAGGGAAAGGGCAAGGCCGUGGCUGAAGAUUCGGAAGACGAGAGCCUUGGGGAGGACGACACCGAGGACUCGGUGGAUGGAAUGGAGGAGGUGGUUGUGUGUACUUUAGAUCCGGAAAAGAACUGCCAGCAGACUCUUGACUUGACAAUUGGGGAAGAUCAGACGGCAUACUUUAAAGUUUCUGGUACCCACACUAUCUACCUAACCGGUAACUACGUCGUCCCAGCCGACAGCGGUCAUAACCACGAGCACGAGCUGUACGAUGGCGAAGAUGAAGAAGAUGACUACGACAUGUCUCCAGAUGAAGAUGAGCUUGACGAUGACGAGGAGAGCGACGAGCUUGAUACUCUUGAGGACCCUCGAAUCACGGAAGUGGCAUCUGGAGACGAGGAGGAGCCGCCAAAACUCGUGAAGAAAGAUGAAGUUGCCAAGAAGGAGGAGCCGGCAAAGAAAGGCAAGAACAAGCGCGCUCGUGAGGAGUCUGGUGAUGAGAAGGAACCGCCUGUCAGCCUUGACGAGAUCAUGGCCAAAUCUCUCAAGCCAGCAGAGGUAACCGCUAAUGGAGAGACUAAGCUUAGCAAGAAGCAGCUCAAGAAGUUGAAGAACAAUGCAGGCAAGGCAGUCGAGGCAGCUGUUGAGAGUAAAGAGGUAAAGAAGGAGGAGGCCGCAGCCAAAGACAGCCCGCUGAAGGGGGACAAGAAGGUUCAAUUUGCGAAGAACCUGGAGCAGGGGCCUGCAAGCUCAGCUGACAUGCCUAAAAUGGACAGCAAAGACAAGACCAAGAGCGACUCGAAGAAAGAAGAAGGAAAGCCCAAAGCUAGCCUUGGUAUGAAGACAGUGCAAGGGGUCAAGAUUGAUGACAAGAAGUUGGGCACCGGGCCAGCUGCGAAGAAAGGUAGCAAGGUGGGCAUGAGGUACAUCGGGAAGCUCAAUGAUGGAAAGGUCUUUGACUCGAAUAAAAAGGGCAAGGUAUUCAGCUUCACCAUCGGAGAUGGCUCCGUCAUCAAAGGCUGGGACAUUGGUGUUGCCGGUAUGCAAGCAGGCGGUGAGCGUCGCAUCACCAUCCCAGCGGACCUCGCAUACGGGAAGAAGGGAGUGGCAGGGAUACCGGGUAAUGCGGAGCUCACCUUUGACCUGAGGCUGCUGGAGGUAAAUUGA
Messenger RNA from Letharia columbiana, 1653 nucleotides. RefSeq lists its product as uncharacterized. The transcript is spliced from 4 exons. The coding region runs from base 1 to 1653 and encodes 550 amino acids. Gene Ontology annotation, cellular component: chromatin; nucleolus. The record is from RefSeq and is a predicted model, not a curated record. Gene Ontology annotation, molecular function: macrolide binding; peptidyl-prolyl cis-trans isomerase activity. Lineage: Eukaryota; Fungi; Ascomycota; Lecanoromycetes; Lecanorales; Parmeliaceae.